Messenger RNA from Triticum turgidum subsp. durum (durum wheat), 1842 nucleotides. The record is from the annotation of a GenBank genome assembly. NCBI's taxonomy places the organism in Eukaryota, Viridiplantae, Streptophyta, Magnoliopsida, Poales, Poaceae.
AUGCCGGAAGCACCGAGCGCCCAGCCAGCUCCCGCCUCUGGCUACGCCCCCGGGGCGCACCGCGAGGCGCUCGACUUCAUCGAGCACGUCACGGCGAACGCCGGGAAGGUGCAGCAGUGCGUCCUCGCCGAGAUUCUGGCGCAGAACGCGACGGCCGAGUACCUGCGCCGGUAUGGCGUCUCCUCCAGCAGCAGCCCCCUCGAUGCCGUGGACGCCUUCCGCCGCUGCGUCCCGCUCGUGACCUACGAGGACCUCCAGCCUGAUAUACUCCGCAUCGCCAACGGUGACUCCUCGCCGAUCCUCUCCGGCAAGCCCAUCUCCGAGUUCCUCACAAGCUCCGGCACUUCCGGAGGGGAGCGGAAGCUCAUGCCGACCAUCGCCGACGAGCUGGACAGGCGGUCUCUGCUGUACAGUCUACUGAUGCCGGUGAUGAGCCAGUCGCUGCCCGGGCUGGACAAAGGCAAGGCGAUGUACCUGCUCUUCGUCAAGGCCGAGUCGCGGACGCCGGGAGGGCUCGCCGCGCGGCCGGUGUUAACUAGCUACUACCGGAGCCGGCAGUUCCUCGACCGGCCGCACGACCCGUACACGGCCUACACGAGCCCCAACGAGGCCAUUCUGUGCGUGGACUCCUACCAGAGCAUGUACGCCCAGCUGCUCUGCGGCCUCGUGCACCGCACGGACGUGCUGCGCGUCGGCGCGGUGUUCGCUUCGGGCUUCCUCCGCGCCAUACGCUUCCUCGAGAAGCACUGGCCGCGCCUGUGCCACGACAUCCGCACCGGCGAGCUCGACCCGGAGAUCACCGACCGCUCGGUGCGUGACGCCGUCGGGAGGUUGCUCCGCGCCAACCCAGCCCUCGCCAGCGAGAUCGAGGCCGAGUGUUCGGAGCCGUCGUGGGAGGGCAUCAUCCGACGCCUGUGGCCUCGCACCAAGUACAUCGACGUGAUCGUGACCGGCGCCAUGUCGCAGUACAUCCCAACCCUCGAGUUCUACGGCGGCGGCCUGCCGCUCAUCUGCACCAUGUACGCUUCUUCGGAGUGUUACUUCGGCCUGAACCUCAACCCCAUGUGCAAGCCCGGCGAAGUCGCGUACACUCUCAUCCCCACCAUGUGCCACUUCGAGUUCCUCCCCGUCCAUUGCAGCAACGCCAAUGCCGAGCCGAGCCACCACGACCUCGUCGAUCUAGUCGAUGUGAAGCUCGGGCACGACUACGAACUCGUGGUAACCACCUUCUCAGGUUUGUGCCGGUAUCGUGUGGGCGACGUUCUGAGGGUAGCAGGGUUCAAGAACGAGGCGCCGAUGUUCAGCUUCGUGCGACGGCGGAACGUGGCGCUGAGCAUCGACUCGGACAAGACGGACGAGACGGAGCUGCACACGGCGGUGAGCAGCGCGGUGCAGCACCUGGCGCCGUUCGGCGCAUCGCUGGUGGAGUACACCAGCUACGCCGACACAUCCGCCAUCCCAGGCCACUACGUGCUGUUCUGGGAGCUGCGCGAGGGCAGCACGGCGGUGCCGGCGUCCGUGUUCGAGGAGUGCUGCCUGUCCGUGGAGGAGGCCCUGAACAGCGUGUACCGGCAGUGCCGCGCCUGCGACAGGUCCAUCGGCCCCCUCGAGAUCCGCGUGGUGUCCGAGGGCACCUUCGAGAAGCUCAUGGACUACGCGCUCAGCCAGGGCGCGUCCAUCAACCAGUACAAGGCGCCGCGCUGCGUGCGCCCCGGGCCGGUCGUCGAGCUCCUGGACGCGAGGGUGCAGGCCAGCUACUUCAGCCCCAAGUGCCCGAAAUGGAGCCCCGGGAACAAGCAAUGGAACACCUCCAAGGAGCUGCUGAGCAUCGGAGACGCCUAG